This is a messenger RNA of Humulus lupulus (European hop), 1329 nucleotides long. RefSeq names its product alpha,alpha-trehalose-phosphate synthase [UDP-forming] 1-like. Gene Ontology annotation, cellular component: cytosol. Gene Ontology annotation, biological process: trehalose biosynthetic process. The transcript is spliced from 9 exons. Gene Ontology annotation, molecular function: catalytic activity. Lineage: Eukaryota; Viridiplantae; Streptophyta; Magnoliopsida; Rosales; Cannabaceae. The record is from RefSeq and is a predicted model, not a curated record. The coding region runs from base 294 to 902 and encodes 202 amino acids.
GCACCACAUAGUAGAAGGAAAGGAGAAGAACAGGCAGCUGGGUUCUCAGCCAAGGUGUUCUUCUUGGCGACGACGACGACGACGACGAUGCAAUGCUCAGAGACGGCUGCAAGUGAUUCUUGAUGCAUGUUCCUGGUGCUCGACGACGGCUACAGGUGGUUAUCGACGCUUGGACUUCUCGGCAACGUUGCAGAGGUGGUCGGAGCUGCAUGCGUCCUUGGCACGGUGGCUGUGCAGGCUGGGUUGAUCUCAGAUUGGGCGUCAGCAACAGCAGGGGAUAGCAAUAGGGGUCCAUGAGUGUUGGUAGUGGUAUGGGCAUCUCUGGGUUCACGGCUGGUUUUGCGGCAGAUCAAAAGCUUACAAGCCAAGUUCAUGAGAUUGUGGGACGCAUUAAUGGGAGAUUUGGAACUCUUAUUGCUAUUCCCAUACACCAUCUGGACCGAUCUCUUGACUUUCACGCAUUGUGCGCUCUGUAUGCUGUUACUGAUGUUGCACUUGUUACUUCUCUUAGAGAUGGAAUGAAUCUUAUGAGUUAUGAGUUUGUUGCUUGCCAAGCAUCCAAGAAAGGAGUCCUCAUUCUGAGUGAGUUUGCAGGUGCAGCACAAUCGCUCGGUGCUGGUGCCAUUUUAGUAAAUCCAUGGAAUAUCAUAGAAGUUGCUGCUUCCAUUGCUUAUGCUUUGAAUAUGCCAGCUGAUGAAAGAGAAAAGAGACACCAGCAUAAUUUCAUGCAUGUAACAACUCAUACAUCUCAAGAAUGGGCUGCAACCUUUGUUAGUGAACUUAAUGAUACUAUUGUGGAAGCUCAACUGACGACUAGGCAAGUUCCACCUCUACUUCCUAUGAAAGAAGCCGUUGAUCACUAUUUGGAAUCCAAUAAUAGAUUGCUUAUACUGAUGGAAUAACAAAUAUACUGGUAGAAAUGAAUGUUAUAGCACCACAUGCUUUUGUUUCAUAAGUUUGGUUUACCCACAUCGUGAAAAUAUUGUGGGUAAUCAACCAACUUAUGGAGAGUUAGUUGAACGACUUAAUGAUACAACUUUCCGCCUUAAUGCUACUAACGAACAACUUAGUGUAGUUGUGGAUAUACUUCGUCAUAACAAUUUGAUGGCACCGCCUCCACCACCUCCAACAGACCAAGCUUCAGAUGCAAAUUUAAGAGAGUCGCCAUCUAUUUCAGUUCGGGAGUCACAAGAAGAUUCUUAGUUUAUUUACAUUAAUUUACUAAGGAAUGAACUUUAUGAAGUUUUUUUAUUUUAGUAGGGGUAACCUUAAAAUGAUAACUUUAUGACUUUUUUUAGUAUUGAACAUUAUAAAGAGUUUUACCAUUAA